Setaria italica (foxtail millet) is the source of this 5266-nucleotide messenger RNA. RefSeq lists its product as uncharacterized. NCBI's taxonomy places the organism in Eukaryota, Viridiplantae, Streptophyta, Magnoliopsida, Poales, Poaceae. The coding region runs from base 246 to 4985 and encodes 1579 amino acids. The record is from RefSeq and is a predicted model, not a curated record. The transcript is spliced from 11 exons.
CUCUCUCUCUUCCUCUCCUCUCCUCUCUCUCUUCCCCUGCUCUCCUCCGCGGCGCUGCUGCUUCCUCGCCACGCCAGAGCUGAGCGAACCCCACCCAAUCCAAUCCCUCUCGUCCUCGCUUCCUCCUCCGCGCCGGAGCCCGCCGCUCGCCGAAGCCUAGCUAGGAUGGAGGAGGAGCCGCUUGCCGCCCGCGCCAGGAGGUAGGGGCGGGGGCGCGGCCGAUCGGCGGGGUGGGAGGGAGGGGAAUGAGGGCGCUGCAGCAGCGAACCAUGCGAGAUCUCUACGAUCAUACGCGGCACAAGGAUCUCGCGGCCCCCGAGGAACCAGCGGAAGGGCGCGGCGGAGGACGCGCGGAGGGGUCGGGGUACCGCGAACUGGUCCCCAAGGAGGACAAGGCUGCAGUAAGGAAAAGAUUGGUACCGAGCAAUAGCACUCGUUUGAAGGCAGAGUCAGGCACCUGUAAUGUCUGUUAUGCUCCUUGCUCCUCCUGCCUACACCGAAGUCUUGCAGUUGAGGAUUCAAAUGCUGAAUGUGCAUCAUCUCAAACAUGCUCUGCAAGGUCAGAAGUAAGAAACAAUUCACUCGUUCGUAGUGAGAAAGGGCUCCACAAUAAAGGAGAAAACGACGAUGAAUUUAGUGCAACCUCAGGUCAUGUUUCCUACUCUAUAACCGGUGGAAAUAAUAAAGUGUUCGCAAGACCAUCCAUUGCAGACGACUCUUCAGAGGUAGACAUGCCAGCAAAACGUAGAAGGCUAUUAAAUCAAAACAAAAAACAAUCUAGAGCAGAACACCAUGAUGACAGCAACUCGUGUGUUACUGGUACAUCAGCAGAAGGCAAGCUUCACGCGGAUAAGAAAAAACUAUCGACUUCUGCAUCCAGUCGAGAUUUGACUGCUAAUGAUUAUAAAGACAACAGCAUGGUUUGCCGCAGCAGAUUAAAAAAUCAAUGUGUUGAUGAAUCUAAGAAAGGAUCUGAUGCUCAUGACAUGCAUCCUAGCUCAUCUGGUAGACUGUUUCCUGCAGAUUCUCCUAUUUCAACAAAGAAGUUGCUGCGAACCCAGUCUUCUGUCAGUGCAUCAAGCAGAUUAUCUCCUAAGAAGAAAGCUCACGAAUGUGGGACAGUGCAAGAUAAUUCAUCUCAUCAAUCUUGUGAAAAGGUUUCUCUUUCAAAGAAUAACGUUGAACAACCGCGAGGUGGAAAACUGGACCCUUGUGUAGCUGGCAGCGGCAACCAUGGCACGUUGGCAGGUUACAGUAACAUAAAUGCAAACAAAGCCGGUUUCUCAUCGAAGGAUCUGGAGAAUGGCAGCUCAUGCCGAAAAGAUGAAAUUCAGGAACAUGCUGGCAUCCAAUCUAAUGAUGGUGUUACUAGGAAUGAGGGUGACAAACAAGAAUGGGAUCAAGAUUGUUCAAUGGAUAUUUCUAGUGAUGGAAAGUUGAAUAUACAACAUGACAUGAUGACAGACUGUGGGACUUCGGAAGGCUUGAUAGAUGUUAAUGUUUGUGAUAUAUGUGGAGAUGUUGGUAGGGAGUAUCUUCUAGCUACAUGUACUAGAUGCCUUGAGGGGGCGGAGCAUAUUUACUGCAUGCGAGUGAAGUUGGAUAAAGUCCCAGAUGGUGAAUGGUUGUGUGAAGAAUGCCAGCUUAGGGAGGAUCAGAACAAUACAAGAAGUAACUAUGGUGUCACGGCGGUUAAUAUGUCUGAAGGAAAGAAGAACCAAAGUUCAGAAAGUCGAAACAAGCCAAAGGCAUUGCAAAUUGUUGUGCCUGAAUUGGAUGCUCCCGAAAGCACACGCAGCACACCAAAAGCUGAUCAGUGUGAUGGUAAGAAUAAAAAAUUGCACUUAGCUUCAGCUGAUACACAAACACGGCAAGCAAAGGUUACCCCCCUAGCUUCUGAAAGACUGGAUGUGAAGAGCAAAAAAUUAUUGAGCAUUGCAAACCGUAACAAGCAAGUGCUUCCAUCUGAUUUGGAUGCACGGCCACACACUCAUGGAACACCGACGGCUGGAGGCUCAAACAAGAAAUGUCAAAGUUCAGAAUUUUUGUUAAACCGCAAGAAGUUGCGAGUUUCUACCGAUAUGGAGUCACCAUCUUCAAGUGAAGGCCUACGGAGUCCAACAAUGUCAUGUAAGAGACAGGCAGAGAAUAAUUCAUCCCCUAAGCCUAGGCUCUUAAAGACAGACAGCUUUAGAAAACAUGAUGUCAUCUCUCGUGAGAACUCGUUUAAGAAAUCAGACAAGGGAGGUUUAACUUCAGUUGAUAAUGCUCCAGUAAGAACUACUCAAGCAGUCAAAAAUUCUCAGGCCUUGUCACGGUCAUAUUCCUUGGGUAACAUGGUUGCUAAAACACCAGUUCCUUCACCAAAAGGUCUUUUGUCGAAGCAACUGUCUUUCAACAGCACCAACAAUGGACCAAAGGUCAAGCAGUUGGCUGAAGGGGUGGCUAGCAAGUUGAGACCUGCGAACCAUUCCCCAAGAGAUCCUAGAGAUAAGGGGGCCGUAAAAAAGCUCGUACAAUCUGGAUCUUUCAAACGCGAGGGUUCAGUUUGCUUAGAUGCUGGCUCAUCAAAACAAAAGCAAACAUUUCAUUUGUCUCAAGAUGAAAAACCAGGAAUAUUGAAGCCAGUGAAGGAAAAGAAUUUGAUGGAAAGAAGGGCUUCCUUUAGUUUUAAAAAACCGAGUAUUCCUUCAUCUCCAAGGCCUGACAGUUGUAUGAAGUUAGGUGAAAGAAAGAACGACCAGGAUAUUUCAAGGUCUGGAUCAAGCAUACUUAAAAGUAGCAAAAGACCUGGAAAUGUUGAAAAGAAGCAGAGCUCUGAUUUGUCUAAAAGUGACAAUGACAAGCAAGAUGUUACUAUACAUCCAAAAUCAAUGGGAGUUGUUUCUGGUAAAGUUGCUCAUGUACCUGAUCCACCAGUUUCAUCAAAAUGUGUCAAAAAGGAAAGCUCAAAUGGUGUGUCUAAAAGUGACAAUGACAAGCAAGAUGUUACUGUACAUCCAAAAUCAAUGGGAGUUGUUUCUGGUAAAGAUGCUCAUGUAUCUGAUCCACCAGUUCCAUCCAAAUGUGUCAAAAAGGAAAGCUCAAAUGAUGUUGAGGAUGAAGAUUUAUUCAUUUCAGUGAAAAAUGGUAGCAGAAUGCCAAAUGAGUCUGCAGAGGUGGUUCUCACAUCGUCUACUACCAUGACUUCUGAAUCAGGUUUGCGAGAUGUGGCAAUAGCAAGCACCUCCGAAGAUUCAGCUCCUAAAGUGGUAUGCUUCCAACAAAAGCCUUUGGAAAGCACAGGAGAUGACUCCUGUAAAAUUGUAGAGGCAGCUCAAGCAACAGGAAGUAUAUUGAAUGAGAUUCCACCCGGUGUUCAGAUGGCACACAAUCUAUACCCCCCUGAUGAUAAAUUGGAUAAACCUGAUUUGAAGCAGGAAGCUUUCAUGGAUCAAUCAUCAGCUCUUGAAAAUCCUUUAAGAGAUUUAGUUAUUCCAGAGCAGUCUUACAUCUGGCAGGGCAGCUUUGAGGUUUCAAGACAUGGAAACUCCCCUGAAAUAUUUGAUGGGUUUCAGGCUUACUUGUCUAUUUGUGCCUCGUCCAAAGCACGUGAAGUAGGUGAACAAUUACCAGAUAAAAUUCAGCUAGCAGAAGUUCCGCGGCUUUCCUCAUGGCCACUGCAAUUUAAAGAAGUAAAUCCAACUGAAGAUAAUAUUGCUCUUUUUUUCUUUGCUAAAGAUGUUGAAAGUUAUGAAAGGGCAUAUGGUAAACUUUUGGAAAACAUGCUUCUGGGUGAUUUAUCCCUUACAGCAAAUAUUAGUGGCAGUGAACUUCUCAUUUUUCCAUCCGAUAAAUUGCCAGAGAGGAUUCAACGUUGGAAUGGUUUACUUUUCUUUUGGGGCAUUUUUCAUGCCCGGAAAGCAAGUAGCCCACCGGAACUUCCUCUGACUGGGACAAAUAAUUGUUCAUUACAACAAAUCACUGGGUCAGAUGUGGGUUCCCCUAAAGCACUACAGUCUUUGGGUAUAGAUUUGAACGAGUGCCCCAAUGAUGAUAUAUCUGACCCAGCUAUUUCACUUGGAUCAGAGAGUGAGAAGUCUGGUGCAUUUGUAGAUCAUAAUACUUUUUUGGUGUCCAAACAUGAGGAUAGGAAGCUUAAUGCAAGUGAAAUACAUCAUGAAGAAACUGCAGACGCAAAACAAAUUAUACCAGGACAUCCUACUGCAGCUUCCUAUGGAAUUCAUCCUCCCACAUUAUCAACAGGAGAAGGUCAUGACAUGAUUCGGAAUUAUUCAACUGCUGCAAAAGGUAGCACAGGAACAGCAGGUAGAAACAAAAUGGAGGAAGAUCAGAAUGAAGCUCUCUUCUGUGCUGCACAGCAGCCAGGUGCCAUUGGGUCAAUCUCAGAUGAGAUAAAACCUAAGAAACAUGAUCUUCUGCCCUCUAUAGAAGUAUCACAACGUCAUUUUAUUGGAUCAAAGAUAUGUGAUGGUCCAAGCAAAUUAAUUCCAAAUUCAGAUAUGGGUUCUUUUGAUCCUGACCUCACCUACAAAAGGCAGAAGACUUCAUACGGAAAAUACUCUGCUUGCAGUUUUGGAGAUGAAAUGCAACCUAGCAAAUGCUUGUCCAAGAUACAUCCCUUACCGGUUGGACAGCAUAAUCCAUUUGAUGAUUUACAGUAUAAUUACAGGGUUCCCUCAGAUCCUGGCUCCCUUAAACAACCUGUACCUGAUCAUAUCAUCCACGUUCUUUCAUCUGAUGAUGAAGAUUCCCCAGAACCUAGUACUAGCUUAAAUAAGGCAUCACUGAAGGCAGAUGAGAGCUCCUCCCCAUUGUUGUCACUUUCCCUGUCUAUGGUGGCAACGAAGCAUAAUCUUUCUGGUUCAGAUAUUGUAGAUGAUGAACCGCUGUCUCUCUCUCUUGGGCUCCCUAGUGUUGUGGAAGGGGGUCGGGCUCUGGAGAUGAAGCAGUUUCUGCCGGAGAAGCCAGGCAUAAACACUUAGUGCUUUUUAGGUUUGCGAGUGUACAGUUUUGUGCUAUGUUUAGCUGUAUGGAGUUUAGACAGGGUAGAUGGUAUAGCUUUUAAAUUAUGAAACAUUUUGCCUUUUCUUUUCUCACUAUUACAUGCAUCUGCUGCUGUUGAUAGUGAUGCUGGUCUGAUGAUGUUACUGUCCGCCUUAUUUUAUGUGAUAUAUGGUGUUAGUUUCCCAUGAACUCUAUUGGUAUGACAUAAAAGGAUAUAUCAGAAUGUGAAUGUUUAUAAAUUCAAUUUUGCGUUGUGGAA